Messenger RNA from Telopea speciosissima, 528 nucleotides. RefSeq lists its product as uncharacterized. The transcript has a single exon. The record is from RefSeq and is a predicted model, not a curated record. Lineage: Eukaryota; Viridiplantae; Streptophyta; Magnoliopsida; Proteales; Proteaceae. Bases 1 to 528 code for a protein of 175 amino acids.
AUGGGUGAUCAGUUCCAGGCAGUAAUCAGGAACAUACAAACUCCACAGGCAGGGGCUGCAGCUUCUGCAGCCCCUGCUGUCCCUCCCCCUUGUUUACACCAGCAUGACGCUGAGGGUCGUAUGAUGGAAAGAUUCCUUAAGAUGCAGCCCCUUAGUUUUGUUGGGAUCAGUGGUGAUAUCUUGUUACCUGUUAAAUGGGUGAAAGAGAUGGAGAAAGCCUUUAAGUUUAUGGGCUGUAAUGAGGAGCAGAAACUUACAUGUGCUGGAUACAAGCUCCAGUACGAGGCAGAAGCUUGGUGGGAAACUACUAAACCCAUUUUGGAGGUAGCACACCCAGUUAUAACUUGGGAAAUCUUCAAGCAGGCUUUCUUUGGCAAUUAUUUCCUCACCAGUGUAAGAAAGAAGAAGGAGAUAGAGCUGGCAGAGCUAACACAGGGACCCAAAUCUGUGUUACAGUACCAACAGAAGUUUGAAGAGUUGUUAUUCUUCGCCCCUCCUCACUUGAGUGAUGAUGAAGCGAAGGCAUAG